AUGCCGACCCCUGUCGCAUCACCGGGGCCGGCUACUGGGAGCCCGGCAAGCCGACCGCAUGGCGAUGACGUUCUUCUCUUCCCCACCGUCUACGAAGAUGCUUGGGGCGGCUCCGACACCACGCGGACCGACAUGGAAAGGGCACGCAUAUUCCUGUUCCGCAUUGCCUCGAUGAGCAGCGACCAGGCCAUCAACACGGAGCUGCGCGACAUCGUUGGCAACAGGGCCCAGUACCGAAGCGUGCCGGCACUGGCCUUCGCCAUCAAGACGCGCCUGUACGGCGACCGCCACGCAGACUUUGCCGCCACGCCGCUCCUCCAAGCCGUGCGCUUCAUGCUGAUCAAGGCACGAGUUCCCGAGGUCGCCGUCUCGGACCGUAGUCGGGCCGUCAUCGACUUUUUCUUUGAUCCUACGCUGCAACGGAACUUGUCGCCUUUGCCGCCUGGCGCCCUUGUGCGACAUAAGUACCCAUCGGGCCGGCUCAGGGUUUGCAUCGUGGGCGGCGGUCCUACAGGCCUGGCGUCGGCCAUCUCGCUUGCGGAAAAAGGCGCUGGAAAGGUCGAGGUUCAUGUUUACGAGCGCCGUUGGGUGGUGACUGACAACGGGACUGUCGACUAUCCGCCCACGGCCAAGCGCCGCGACCAGGUCGUGACGCUGCAGGACUCUGUCACAAGCCUCCUGAGCAAGGCAUCGUACCAGGCGCUUUUCGAGGGCCGACCUGAGCACGUCUGGCCCGGGUCUGCCAACAUCCAGAUUCGCAAGGUCGAAGAUAGGUUCCUUGAGCGUUGCCAGGCGGACGACUUCCGCGGACUGAUCCACUUACAUGCCGAGGGGGUAACCAGAGAAGAACUCGCCGCAGGAAAGUGCGGAGACUUCCACGUGCUGCUGGGCACUGACGGCGCUGCUUCGUGGGUUCGAAGCAGCUAUUUCCGGGGCUACGAGAAGGAACGGGGCAGAAGCUUUGCUCUGGGUCUUGCUUUUGACCGCGGUGCAAAGGCUGGGCUGCCGUGGAGCCAGUCGCUGAACAUGUUCCUCACCCUGGGCCAGACGCGGUACCUGCUCAACGCGAGCGAUUUCGACGGCCGGGGCUAUCUCAACAUGCAGCUGACGGAGGACGAGUGGGAUAAGAUGGUGAGCGCUGAUGGCCAGCCUAUACACUUUGGCCGGCCGGCUUGUCUCCGGCGUCCUGACGGCAGCGUCCCCGAGGGAUUCGACGAGAGCCGCGUCUUUGCGCCUUCCGAAGACCGGAACUCGCCGCUCUGGAAAUCGAUAGAGGACGGGCUGAAGCUGUUUGGGUUCAAAGAGAACGAGGUUAUCAACGUGGUGCGGAUUCCCAUCGUCGUCCAGGCGGUGCGCGAGGGCGUGCAGCAGCUUCCGCUCGAGGACUCGCGCUCUGUCAAGCGGCCACACGCCUUGGUAGCGGUUGCCGGAGACGCUGCCAUGACCGUCCACUUUUGGCCCGGGCGCGGGCUCAACAGCGGCAUCAAAUCGGGAAUCUCGCUGGGCGACGAGAUCGUGCACGCCCUCAACAGCGGCCGUUUCGCAGGACUCGAGCUAGGAGCCAUGAAACAGUACAACGAGUUCAUCCUGAGGCUCCAAGGCCGCGAGCACGACAAGCGCAGCAUCCCCAUCUUGAAUCAGUCAGGCUCCCCUGAGACGCUUGGCUGGCUGCUAAGUAAGGCGCACACGGUGCCCGACGAGGUGGCUGUCGAGUGGCUGGUUGGCGCCAUGACCCAGAUCGCCGACCGUCUUGAGCGCCGCAGCGAUUGGGCCUUCCCACACGAGGCAAACAUCGAGGCCCAGAUACGCAUUGUUCUGCGCCAGCUGCAUAGCCAGACGCUGCGCGAGAUGGCCGUCAGCUUUCCUUGGCCAACCCGCGAGAUGGCCGGUGCCGAAGUCUUGCCCAUCCGGUCCAUGAAGCCCGAGGAAAAGCAAAAGUGGCUGCAACAGCUCUGGGGGCUGCUGAGUACCGAGAAGAACAAGGACCAGGCCAGGCCGCGAUCUGUUGGCCCGGCACCUUCUUCGGGCCGUUUCGAGGCCCCUAGAGCAGAAGUGCCGCGGGCUGCAUCUCGUUCGCCGUCUCCCAACCCAAUGAGCCGCUCCCCGGGCCGUGAUUCAGAUCCACCAGUCAUACCCCCGGUCCAAAGGCUUAUCAGUGAUAUCGAUAACAUGCUACUUAACCCAACGUCUGCAAGCCUGCGAAGGAGCAAUGCAAAGAGCAACAGACUGUCAUUGACGUCCGCGCCGAGCGCCCGAGCUAGGCGACUCAGCACCUCCGGAGGUGGCUUUGGAGGUGGCGAGGAUAGGCAGGGGCGUCCCCGAGCAGCGAGCAUGGGAGCCUCAGGGGGGGAUGUUGGCCUAACCAGGCUGCUCAGCGUCAAACGGCCCACCGGUUCGGUCCUGUCAGAGGCAAUGGCACUGGCCCUAUUCCGCGUUGAUGAGGAUUAG
Messenger RNA from Lasiosphaeria miniovina, 2448 nucleotides. RefSeq lists its product as uncharacterized. Lineage: Eukaryota; Fungi; Ascomycota; Sordariomycetes; Sordariales; Lasiosphaeriaceae. The record is from RefSeq and is a predicted model, not a curated record. The transcript is spliced from 2 exons. Bases 1 to 2448 code for a protein of 815 amino acids.